AAAAGCUUAUUCAAUCCUAUUCUUUAUCAGAAGGUUCUGUCUGCUACAUUAUGUGUAGAACAUUCAUCUGGUUUUUCGGGAUUUAAGAGCAGCCCUUUCUGUCUAGUACAAUGACAGAUCAAAACUUGGGUGCAAAAGGGAAAAUGAUUGUCUUCUAAUCUAUAAGAUGCAUAUGAAGAGACAACUAAUAAAGUCAGAGUACCAAUUAAAACAUCACCAAAUUUUUACCAAACAAGACAUUGGAUCCUUUAACAGAAGAAACAGAUCACUACUGAGCAAAAGUCGCUGUCAACCUUCAACAAUAAAGUUUGGAAAUUUUUCUGCUUGUUUAGUUAUAUUUUGAAAUUUUUUUAGCAAAAGGGGUUGACAAAAAGAAAAUGGCAAGAUGAAAUUGAGGGGCUUCCGUUUGACUUGCGUGUGUUUGACUAUAUGCGAGUGUGUGCUUUGCUGUAAGAUGGGGUCCUCAGAAGCUGUAGAUGGCUGCCUUGAAUCUCAAUAAAAGGUUCAUCUGGUUCAAUCAGAAGGUUCCUUCUGCCACGUUAUCUGUAGAACAUUCAUCUGGUUUCGGGAUUUAAGAGCAGCCCUUUUGUCUUGUACAAUGACAGAUCAAAACUCGGGUGCAAAAUGGAAAAUGAUUGUCUUCUGAUCUAUAAGAUGCAUAUGAAGAGACAACUAGUAAAGACAGAGUACCAAUUAAAACACAACCAAAUUUUUACCAAACAAGACAUUGGAUCCUUUAACAGAAGAAACAGAUCACUACUGAGCGAAAGUUGCUGUCAACCCUCAACAAUAAAGUUAGGAAAUUUUUCGGUUUGUUUAGUUAUAUUUUGAAAUUUUUUUAGCGAAAGGGUUUGACAAAAAGAAAAUGGCGAGAUGAAAUUGAGGGGCUUCCAUUUGACUUGUGUGUGUUUGACUAUACGCAAGUUUGUGUUUUGCUGUAUAAUGGGGUCCUCAGAAGCUGUGGAUGGCUGCCUUGAAUCUCAAUAAAAGGGCGUGUCUCUCAUAUUCCACCAUGUCGCUUCCAAAGUCUCAUUUAGAAGAGAGAAAGCUAUUAGUACUCCACAAAGGUUGUCUCAUGUGCAGAACAAAAACAUAAAGACUUGAGAGAGAGAGAGAGAGAGAGAGAGAGAGAGAGAGAGAGAGAGAUGGGCAGGGCUCCAUGCUGUGACAAGGCAAAUGUGAAGAAGGGUCCAUGGUCACCAGAGGAAGAUGCUAAACUUAGAGACUACAUACAGAAGAAUGGCACUGGUGGAAAUUGGAUUGCUCUUCCUCAGAAGGCUGAUCUCAAGAGAUGUGGAAAGAGCUGUAGGCUUAGAUGGCUUAAUUAUCUCAGGCCCAACAUUAAACAUGGUGAAUUUUCCAUUGACGAAGACAGAGUUAUUUGCACCCUUUAUGCUACAAUUGGGAGCAGGUGGUCAAUAAUAGCUGCUCAGCUACCGGGUAGAACCGACAACGACAUCAAGAACUACUGGAACACCAAGCUCAAGAAGAAGCUCAUGGGUGUGAUUCCUCAAUUCAACCAGAGAAAAGCCCCACCGCCAUUCCCAGAUUCAUACCAGAACUCCUCACUAUCUGUAUCUUCUCAGAUGCUUCCACCAUUGUCCUUAGACAGCAGUUCGCAGUACUACACUUGCAGUUUAAACAAGCAAUUCGCAAGUCAUGAAUUCGCCUCAUUGCCACAGUACCUCUUGACAAAUGACCACAAUUCCUUGGGAAACCCAAACAAUUGCUCAUCUUUUCAAGCCCAGGAAGGUUAUUAUAGUCCACUGAAAGAGAGCAACAACUUCAUGUCUGGGGGCGAAGGAAGUUGCAGUUGUUCUGAUGGCAGCAGCGGUGGUCAGAUUGGCCGAGCAAGAGAGAUCAUCAAGCAAGAAGACAUGGGGUUUCAAAAUUAUAUUACCUAUAGUGACUAUGCCUACCAAUGUGUCGGAAAGACGGAUGGCUAUUUCAGUGAAAAUAUUGCUGAGAGCUAUGAUUUGGAAGAUGUCAAGAAACUGAUAGGCAGUACUAGUUUAAGCUGCAACAGCUCCAUCUUAGAUGUAAACAAGGAAGAACUGCAUCUCAUGCCGAUGUACUAUUUCUGAUUCGCUGACUAUAAAUAAGAUCAUAUAUAUAGAAAUAUCUAUUGUAGAAA
Syzygium oleosum is the source of this 2134-nucleotide messenger RNA. Its product is annotated as transcription factor RAX2-like. The record is from RefSeq and is a predicted model, not a curated record. Bases 1146 to 2084 code for a protein of 312 amino acids. The transcript has 3 exons. Lineage: Eukaryota; Viridiplantae; Streptophyta; Magnoliopsida; Myrtales; Myrtaceae.